Molecule: messenger RNA, 1528 nt
Organism: Rosa rugosa (rugosa rose)
Lineage: Eukaryota; Viridiplantae; Streptophyta; Magnoliopsida; Rosales; Rosaceae
Product: auxin-responsive protein IAA27
Exons: 5
Coding region: 213-1148 (311 amino acids)
Biological process (GO): regulation of DNA-templated transcription
Cellular component (GO): nucleus
Molecular function (GO): protein binding
Source: RefSeq, a predicted model, not a curated record
CUGCUACAGAGAGAGCGUGGUGAUAUAUAGAAACAAAAGAGAGUAGCAAAACCCCAAAGAAGCUUCUUCUCUUUCUUCUCCAUCUUCUUCAUCCUCAUUCACCAACACCAUAUCCUUUUACAUUUUGUUGCAAUCUGAAACAAGCUCCUGUUUUGUCUCCUUUUCCUCUCUCUCAAGUUUGCUGAAUGCUUUCUGAGUUUUGAACAAUCUUGAUGUCUAUGUCCUUGGAGCAUGAUUACAUAGGCUUAUCUGAGUCUGUUCCUUCAAUGGAAGCCUCUGACAGGUCUAAAAAGGGAGCUGCUUUGAACCUCAAAGCCACUGAGCUCAGGCUGGGCUUGCCUGGGUCUGAGUCCCCAGGGAGAGAUAGUGGUGGUGUGGAGGACAAAACUGGGUUUUCACUGCCUGUGCCUAAACCCUCUGUGUCUGGAGCCAAGAGGGUGUUCUCUGACGCCAUUGAUGGAGCUUCUGGGAAGUGGGUUUUCUCUGGGAGUGGUGGAUCUGAGGCUGAUUUGGGUAAAGGUGGUAACUUGGUUUCUCCUAGAGGUGUUAAUGGUGGAAAAGGUCUUGCUGGGCCUGAGUGUAAAAGUCAACCAAUCUCUGCUGUGAAAGAUGGGGUACAACAGUCCCCAAACCCUUUGCAUGAGAAGAAGCCUCAGGUUUCUGCUCCUGCAGCAAAGGCACAGGUUGUUGGAUGGCCACCAAUUCGUUCAUUCCGGAAGAAUUCAAUGGCAUCCAUUCCUCCCAAAAAGGAUGAUGAUGCAGAAGGCAAGAUCGGAGCAGGGUGUCUUUAUAUCAAGGUCAGCAUGGAUGGUGCACCAUACCUGAGGAAAGUCGAUCUCAAAACCUAUGGUAGCUAUGUGGAUCUAUCAUUAGCACUGGAGAAGAUGUUCAGCUGCUUUACAAUUGGUCAAUGUGGCCCACAUGGAGUUUCAAGUCAAGAUGGAAUGAGCGAGAGUCGUUUAAUGGAUCUCCUCCAUGGUGCUGAAUACGUCCUCACUUAUGAAGACAAGGAUGGUGACUGGAUGCUAGUUGGUGACGUUCCCUGGCAGAUGUUCACUGACUCGUGUAGAAGGAUGAGGAUUAUGAAGAGUUCAGAAGCUAUAGGGCUAGCCCCAAGAGCCAUGCAGAAGUGCAAAAAUAGUAAUUAGUAUCAUCAUCACCAUGAUUGGAUACUCAAAGCAAAGUAAUGUUGGAGGUAGCUGUUAUCAGCAACCAAGGUGGCAUCUGCAUUGCACACAAGAUCUCGGGCUUUGAUUGGCUCACAAGAUGGGAGGUAGCUGUUAUCAGCAUAUUUAUGCUUCUACAUAUUGAACAUCUAGGGUAACACUAAUAGGAAAUUCGUACUGUAAACGUGUCUAGUUUAAUUUACGCUCUUCCCUUUUAAAUUGUAUUCUUAUAGUUGGCUGCAAAGUAGUCUGUUAUGUACGAACAUGGCUUGUACGCCACAACAUUCCUUUUGAACAGUACAAAAGGAAAUGAACAAUGUAGUGUUGAACUACUAAUAUUUACUAGUUUGGUGUGCCUACAA